Molecule: messenger RNA, 1743 nt
Organism: Cyphellophora europaea CBS 101466
Lineage: Eukaryota; Fungi; Ascomycota; Eurotiomycetes; Chaetothyriales; Cyphellophoraceae
Exons: 2
Coding region: 1-1743 (580 amino acids)
Biological process (GO): DNA-templated transcription initiation; RNA polymerase II preinitiation complex assembly
Cellular component (GO): SAGA complex; SLIK (SAGA-like) complex; transcription factor TFIID complex
Molecular function (GO): protein heterodimerization activity; DNA binding; TBP-class protein binding
Source: RefSeq, a predicted model, not a curated record
AUGGAGAAUGCUCCUCAAGCGCGGCCGGCGCAGGCUGGCUCUCAGCAGCAAGCCUCCCUGAUCAGACCUGAGCAAGUUUCUCGACUUCCACAGCUCACUCCUCAACAGAAGCAGCAGUAUGAACAGGCUGUGCGAAGGUUCUGGGAGGUUAUGAAUUCGACACCUCAAGGAGAAGCGCGCCAUAACGAGGCAUACCAAAAACUGGUCCAGACUUCACAGACUCUCAUGCAGGGCAUGAAGAACUUCCAAGCCGCUCAGAAACGCAGACAAAUGCAGCAGCAACAGGCGGCUCAAGCGGGCGCCAGUGGAGGUCAGGCAGCAGGGCCACCAGCGCAGGCACAAGCACCGUCCCAGGUACAGGCGCAGGCGCAGGCUCAGGUCCAAGCCCAGCCACAACAGCCUGCUCAGCAUACCAAUGCGCUGCAGUUCAGUCAGCUGCACGCUGAUAUUCAGGACAAAGUCAACCAAUUGACCUUCUACUACCCUCCAGCCAUGAUCGAGGGCACGAAGCAGGCCGAGGACUGGCUCAGGGAAGCCAAAGCCCGAUAUGGUCAGGCACUCCAGCGCAUGCAAGUUGCAACAGCAAAGAUGGAUGAACUCAAACGUCAAGUAGCACAGCGUCAACAGCAAGGCAAUCCGCUGAGCCAACAAGAGCAAGAGGGGUUCCGUAAUAAGCUGUCACAGUGUCAAAAAGCCAUUACUGAAUCACAGAGCUUCAUGGAAAAGUUCAGGCAGCAACAGCAAGACUUUCGCCAACAACAGCCACAACAUCAAUUUCAAAAGCCGCAACAGCAACAACAAGCAGCCCCAGGAGCAGAGACACAGACGCCUGCUUCAGCCGGGGGCAUGCAGCCAAACGCGCAAGGACCUCCCGCACAUUCGAUCAGCAGUGCAGUCUCUGCUGCUCGAAAUCAACAGGCUCAAUCAGGCUCUGCCCAGGCAGGUAGCCCUACCAACCCGAACGCACCUUCACAACCCAACCCUGCCGCAAGUGCGACCCCCAUCAAACCCGAGAGUCAAGAGCAAUCUGUCUUUGCAGCACAGGCACAGGCUGGCGCACUCAAUCAAUCAAUGCCGGCUCCUCAAUCAGCUGGAGCUCGACCUUCCAGCCAACACCAACCGCAAUCCGCCCUCCAACAGCACGCCUCGCAGCAAAAUGUCCAUGCGCAUCCACUGACCGCCAACCUCAACGCGUCCAAGGCUCCGCCCGCCGCAAUCACCAAGAAUCUCCAAGUGUCCGAUCCGCGCCCAGUGCAAAUGCCUCCCUCACGCCCGACUCUGACUGGUGGCGCAGGCGUUGGUCUGCCUGGCCAGCUUGCGCAGCCUGCGAUUGCCACCCUUCCUGGUUAUGUGCUUGAAUCAUCUGAAGAUGGGCGACUGUUGUCCAAGAAGAAGCUCAACGAACUUGUCCGCGAAGUUUGUGGUCCCAUUGGCGACGGUGAUGAUGGGGAUGGUUUAACUCCUGAUGCUGAAGAGAUAUUUCUUCAAGUAGCGGAUGACUUCGUCGAUGACCUCGUAGCCGCAGCAUGCAAACUUUCGAAACUACGUGGAAGCGCCACCCUCGAGCCACGCGAUCUGCAGAUGGUGCUGGAGCGGCAGUACAACAUCCGCAUCCCGGGUUUCUCAACCGACGAAGUACGCACCGCGAGACGUCCUCAGCCGGCAGCGGGCUGGGCGCACAAGAUGGCCGCGGUGCAAGCGGCGAAAUUGACGGGUGGUGCCGGCGGAUUGAAUAAUGCCUAG